AUGUCCUGCUCCCAAGGAGUUUGGUGGCAAAGCACCAGAACGACCACGACAGAUGCGACCACCACAACGACCACCGCCUCGUCCUCGGACACCACUACCACGACUGCCUCGUCCUCGGACACCACGACCACCACGGAAGCGUCCUCUUCCAAGAAGGAGAAGCACGUGACCCACUACAAGCGCAAGGUGCACCGCCCCAAGAAGAUCAGGAAGAUCCGCCGCAACAGGAACAGGAGGAACAGGAACCGCAGCGCUUAAACUGCUAGAGAAAAUCCACAACCCCCUUCCCCGAUACCCAAGAUCCCGAUUCCCGAUUCCCAAUUAGCUUUAUAAUUUUACAUUAUUUGCAUUAUGGCAUCAAUAAAAUGAUACUUAAAAAAAUGA
Messenger RNA from Drosophila sechellia, 384 nucleotides. Its product is annotated as protein new-glue 1. The coding region runs from base 1 to 258 and encodes 85 amino acids. The transcript has 2 exons. NCBI's taxonomy places the organism in Eukaryota, Metazoa, Arthropoda, Insecta, Diptera, Drosophilidae. The record is from RefSeq and is a predicted model, not a curated record.